CUAUAACAGACAGCUCCAGUCUGCGAAAGACAACACAGUCUACUACAGUCUACAUCAGACAGUGACCAUGGACCAAACAAACGAUCCCAGAAACAGCCAACAAGCUGCUUUCGCUGCUCCACAGGUCUGUAGGGCCCGUGCAGCGCUUCCCUCAGAUCCUGUCGAACUGCAGGGCGAACUUCAACACGCUCGUGACGUCCUGGAGGAAUGGGGGUCUCAGAGAAUAAAGAUGGGACACAGGAUCCACAAACUGAAAUAUGAGGUCAACAGACAGGACAUGUUCAUAGACCUCAGGGACAGAAAGUUCAGUGACGAAAUACAAAAGAGCCGUGACACCAUCGCACAGCAUGAAGAAGAAAUCUCCAACCUGAAGAGAAGUCUCCAGUACAUGCAGAGCGUUCAGGAAGAGAGCAUCCGAGAGAAAGAACACAUGGCAGCCAAACUGAAGGCAGAGCGACAAAAGGCCUCAGAGAAAACCAACGAGCUGCUCGUGCUGAACCUAGAAAAACAAAAGAUUGUUCUGCAGCAGAACGAUUUGCAGAACAUGGUCAAGCAGCUGGAACAGCAGCUCCGUCAGAGGGACAACGAAAACCUGACUCUCAGGAAACACAAUGACAGCCUCUUUCACAGCCUCACUGAGACCAACAAAAUCCUUAAAGCCAACAAAGCUGAAUUUCAGGAGAGCAACAGAGCCUGGCAAGACAAAUACAAGGCUCUGCAGGAGAAGUUCAGCGACAAAGAACAGGUUUGGGACACAAAGCAACACCUGGAGGAACAGAAGAAAGAACUUGGAACUGGAUACUGGCCGAACGGCUGUGUCAGGGAGUUGGCAGCAGAGAUGACUGGAACGUUCUGUUCAAAGCGGGUGGCAUCCUCCUCUGUUGAUGCAUUUGACAGCUAA
Molecule: messenger RNA, 901 nt
Organism: Scatophagus argus
Lineage: Eukaryota; Metazoa; Chordata; Actinopteri; Scatophagidae
Product: centrosomal protein of 63 kDa-like
Exons: 3
Coding region: 68-901 (277 amino acids)
Source: RefSeq, a predicted model, not a curated record